AUGGAAAGACUCAUUGACAUCACAAUUUUCUUAGGAAAAACUGGUCAACCAUUUAGAGGUCAUAAUGAGAAAGAUGAAAGCAAUAACAAAGGCUUAUUUCUUGAACUAACUGAUUUGUUAAAAAAAUAUAAUAGUUUAACAAAAAAUCAUUUAGAAAAUGGCCCCAAAAAUGCGCAAUAUACAAGCAAUUAUAUUCAAAAUGACAUAAUACAAUCUAUAAACAAUGUAUUAAAACAAAAAUUAUCUGCUAUUUUCAAAAAUAAAUUUGUAUCAAUUAUGGCAGAUGAAACAAGUGACUGUGGUCACCAUGAACAACUUUCUAUCGUCAUAAGAUGCUAUGAUUCCAAUAAAAAUAGGCCAGUUGAGUAUUUUGUAGGACUAUUAAGACUUAUGUCUACCAAUUUUCAGUCAAUAUUUGAUUCAUUAAAUUCAUGUAUUGGAAACUUUGGAAUACCUUGGUCGUCUGUAAUUUCGGUUUGUUUUGACGGAGCAGCGGCUAUGGCCGGAUGUCAUAAUUUUGUUCAGAUAAAAUGUAAAGAAAAAAAUGAAAACAUAUUCUAUGUGCAUUGUUACGCACACUGCUUAAAUUUAGUUUUAAUAGAUUCAAUUGGACAUAAAAACAGAGUACUUUUUGAUUUCUUCGGUACUGUUCAAUUAAUUUAUGCAUUUUUAGAAGGGAGCUCUACACGGCAUGCAGUACUUGAAAAAGUAGCAAAAGAAGUAAAUACAAAAUUAGUUACUCUGAAGUCAUUAUAA
Macrosiphum euphorbiae (potato aphid) is the source of this 756-nucleotide messenger RNA. The record is from the annotation of a GenBank genome assembly. NCBI's taxonomy places the organism in Eukaryota, Metazoa, Arthropoda, Insecta, Hemiptera, Aphididae.